AUGAGUGCGUAUGUUGCAAAGAACUUGGAGAACGGACAGAAAAGCUGGAACGAGGCAACACAAAGCCGUAUUGCUAUAACAACUUCAACUUUAGAGGGGAUCAAGAACCUAAAGAUAAUGGGCAUGGAAGACGCAAUUCAGUCCCAGAUAACAGCUCUGCGAAGUAAGGAGAUUCAAAUAUCAAAGCCUUUCAGAUGGAUCCUAGUCGCCUACAAUGCAAGUGCGAAUGCACUUGGGAUUCUCGCCCCAGUAUUGACUCUAAUUCUCUUCGCUAUGUCUUCGAAAAGCGACAGAUUACAGGCCGAUCAGAUGUUUACAUCUCUUGCUCUGCUAGCCAUGGUAACACAUCCAGCUAACAUGGUUAUGACUCUCAUUCCACAGGCUAUCUCUGUACUUUCAAACUUCGAUCGCAUCCAGACUUAUAUCAGCCAGCCGUCUAUUCAAGACGCGCGGGAAUACUCCCCACAGGGUAGCAUUCAACGAUUGGCUACAAUACAAGACGUAACAGUCCAACCUUCUUCAUUAGCCAGGCCGAUUCUUCUCAAUGUCUCCCAAUAUCUCGACUGCGGCGAGAUUUUGAUCUGCGCUGGUGCGGUUGGAAGCGGCAAAACAACAUUGGCGAUGGCAAUUUUAGGAGAAGUCACUCCCAACAAGGGCUCUAUCUGUGUAUCUCCCAAGCAGAUUGCAUAUUGUGCCCAAGGCCCAUGGCUGCCUAGCGUCGCUAUUCGUGAAGCUAUAACGGAGCACCUAGACGAGCUAGAUAUCGAAUGGUACAAUACGGUGAUCGAAGCCUGCGGUCUAGUCCCCGACUUCGACUCUUUUGUCGGUGGUGACAUAGCGUUGAUCGAGAACAAUGGGAUGAAUCUGUCUGGAGGGCAAAAACAUCGUAUAGCUCUAGCCCGAGCGGUCUACUCGAGAUACAAGAUACUCGUCCUAGAUGAUCCAUUCAGUGCUCUCGAUCCCGCCGUCACGGAUCAUAUCGUGCAAAGAUUGUUAGGCCCGCGAGGUUUGUUUCGGAAAAUGGGGACAACGGUAUUUUUGAUCAGUAACAAUAAAGAGAUGUUCCCAAUUGCGAACAGAGUGCUGCUUCUGCAAGAUUCAAGACUACACCUUCAAGCCCAGUCCUAUUCUCAAGACCCGAAAGCGUCUAUUGGGGUUUCCACAUUGCCGGCAAAGACCCUUGGCAGUUUCCCACACCAUGAGACGCCUAAAGUCACUACGCCAAUUCGGAAGCUACACCUAAACGAUGCUGCAGAUGAGAUCUCUCGGAGGACCGGUGAUCUUGCAAUCUAUGAUUAUUACAUCAAUGCGAUUGGCCGAACGAAUGCUCUUCUUUUGAUUGUUUGUACUGCUGGCUUCGCGUUUGGUUCUACAUUCGCUCAGUAUGUGCUCAAGUGGGCGACAGAAUCACCCCCGGAAAGUCUAGCCUUCUACAUGUCUCUCUAUGCCGCAGUCUCCUCGAUCGCGUGGGUGGCAACUAGCGGGACCCUGUGGGCGCCUCUAUCUUACUUUACUGAGACUGAUAUCGGUGCUAUCGUGAAUAGAUUUGGCCAAGACAUAAACAUCGUCGAUAAGCAGCUCCCUCUAACGCUAGCAAAUUUCAAUACCCAAAUCUUUAAACUAGCGAUGCAAUUGAUCCUGCUUUUGAAGAUCCGAAUUUCGAUGGCUGUCACUUUGCCAGUGUGCGCCAUCUGCGUGUACUUCAUUCAACGAAUUUACCUUCGGGCAUCUCGACAACUGCGCUUCCUAGAGCUGGAGUCAAGAUCAUUAGUGUUCACCAACUUCCUGGAUACGGCGAGUGGUAUCGUUACAAUCCGAGCCUUUGGUUGGAAAGCCAAGUUCGAGAACGAAAAUGUCAAAUCACUAGACCUGUCUCAAAAGCCAUUCUACAUUCUUCUCUGCCUACAGUGCUGGCUAAAGAUGACCAUGGAUUGUAUUAUUGCAAUUUUCGCAGUCAUUCUGAUCGCUUUCACCGUUCUAUAUCGGAAUACUACCACCGGUGCCGAUCUUGGCUUGGCUCUAAACCUGGUCAUCGUUGCAAACACCACGCUCCUACGACUUGUCCAGUCAUGGACAUCUCUAGAGACUUCACUGGGGUCUAUUUCUCGACUGAAGAGUAUACAAGACUGCGUCCCUAGUGAAGAUGAUGACGUCGGGGGUACUCUAGGGCCUAAUCUGCGAUGGCCCUCUUCCGGAAAUUUGCAGGUCAAUGACAUCUCAGUCGCCUAUUCAGAGUCCGCGACACUUUCCAUACGCAAUCUCUCUCUAACUUCCCACUCUGGACAGAAGAUCAUUGUUAUAGGCCGAACCGGGAGUGGCAAAAGUACUUUGAUGCUUUCAUUGCUACAGCUCCUCCGGCCCGCACAGGGAUCCAUAUUAAUUGACGGCAUCAAUAUUGGCUCUCUGCCCCCGAGAACUGUCCGAAAACGCGGGUUUAUUGCAGUGCCUCAAGAUGGGUUCAGCAUUCCCACGGCUAGUCUACGAUUCAAUCUAGAUCCCUACCACAAGAGCCCGGAUCAAGAUAUAUUUCUAAGUCUCCAAAGGACAGGUCUUUGGGAUAAGAUUCAUUCGACGUUGGCCAUCUCAGCAAGCGAAAAGGUCAACACGAAUAUUGAGAUUCGGAGUUUACUAGACCUUCCUAUGUCUUCAUUUUUACCAUUCUCAGCGGGGCAGCUACAACUGUUUGCCCUUUGCCGAACACUACUACGGAUUCGAUCCUCUGCGCCACAUAAGCCCGUUAUCAUCUUAGAUGAGGCUAGCUCUUCGUUAGACUCGGAAACAGAGACCAUUCUGACCGAUAUUCUUCGCCAUGAUCUCCAAGGUUACACUGUUCUUAUGAUUGCACACCGUUUUGCGGGUAUCAAGGGUGCUAUGAGACCUGGGGUGGAUGCAAUUGCCACUAUCCAAGAUGGACAGCUGCAAACAGUAUCGCUUAUGGAAAUGUCUGGUUGA
Penicillium egyptiacum is the source of this 2952-nucleotide messenger RNA. The record is from the annotation of a GenBank genome assembly. NCBI's taxonomy places the organism in Eukaryota, Fungi, Ascomycota, Eurotiomycetes, Eurotiales, Aspergillaceae.